Nematolebias whitei (Rio pearlfish) is the source of this 1871-nucleotide messenger RNA. It is a transcript of the gene melk, whose product is annotated as maternal embryonic leucine zipper kinase. The record is from RefSeq and is a predicted model, not a curated record. Gene Ontology annotation, biological process: protein phosphorylation; intracellular signal transduction; microtubule cytoskeleton organization. Gene Ontology annotation, cellular component: cytoplasm. NCBI's taxonomy places the organism in Eukaryota, Metazoa, Chordata, Actinopteri, Cyprinodontiformes, Rivulidae. Gene Ontology annotation, molecular function: tau-protein kinase activity; ATP binding; protein serine/threonine kinase activity. The transcript is spliced from 15 exons. The coding region runs from base 33 to 1871 and encodes 612 amino acids.
ACUUACCUCGUGUAAAGUUGGAGAUCGAAGCGAUGAAGAACCUGAGUCAUCAACAUGUCUGUCGACUGUACCACGUCAUAGAAACUUCUUCACAGAUAUUUAUGGUGCUCGAGUACUGCCCAGGUGGAGAGUUGUUUGAUUACAUUAUAGCAAAGGAUCGGUUGUCGGAGCAGGAGACCAGAGUGUUUUUCAGGCAGAUUGUGUCAGCGAUGGCCUAUGUGCACAGCCAAGGAUACGCACACAGGGAUCUCAAACCGGAAAACCUGCUGAUUGAUGAGGACCAGAACUUGAAGCUCAUAGACUUUGGCUUAUGUGCCAAACCCAAGGGUGGUUUGGGUUAUGAGCUGAAGACUUGUUGUGGGAGUCCUGCUUAUGCUGCUCCUGAACUCAUUCAGGGGAAAGCAUACAUCGGUUCAGAGGCUGAUGUUUGGAGCAUGGGGGUUCUGCUGUUCGCUCUGCUCUGUGGAUACCUCCCCUUUGACGAUGACAACUGCAUGGUCCUUUACAGGAAGAUUACGAGAGGUAAAUAUGAUAACCCACAGUGGCUCUCUACAGGUAGUAUCCUCCUCCUCAACCAGAUGAUGCAGGUGGACCCCAAGCGCCGUCUGACUGUCAGACAGCUGCUGGACCACCCCUGGGUUACCAAGGACUAUAACAGCCCUGUGGAGUGGCACAGCAGACAGCCGCUUGAUCGUCUAGAUGAAGACUGUAUCACUGAGAUGGCAGUCAACAUGAAGCGGUCAAGAGAAAGCACCACAGCACUCGUGAAAGAGUGGAAGUAUGACCAAACCACAGCCACCUACCUGCUGCUGCUGUCGAAGAAGCAGAGGGGAAAGCCUGUCCGUCUGCGUCCUGAACCAGCUGCCUGCGAGGAGUCUCCUCUGCACCAACUGCACACCAGAGAGCUUCUUCAGUACAAUGAGGAUGUGGAUGCUGUGAUUAUUGGCUCUUUGGACUUUUGCUCAGAUUAUGUUGAUGACUGUCCAUGGGUCUCGGUCCAACAGUACACGCCCCAGAGGGUCAGAGGUCAGCUGGAUGGAAACGCUAACAGAGACGUGAGGUUGCUCUCACCUGCAGAAGAAAAACAAUGCACUCACAGUCCCACAGCAGAGAGGGGGAGGCCGGCAACACCACACCACCAGCAAAGGAGGGAGAGAAAACACGAACAAACCAGCGAAAACAAGGAGAACGUUGCUGAAGAGAAGAAAGACAAAAUGUUUGCGUUGCCUCCCCCCCGCACCCCCGUGUCCAGUAAGAAGAAUGCACGCAGGAACGUGUUGACCACGCCCAACAAAAACACAAACAUUGUCACCAAAUCCAACAUGGAAACACCUAAAGGUGACAGCACAUCUAAGGAGCAGAAUAAGAAGAAAGCUGCAGAAAUAAAGGACUCUGCAAACAUAGAAAUAAUGGCAUUCAGUCCAGAGCGAAGGUCCAGGUCGCUGGACAUGGCUGUCACAGAAGACAGUGGGAAGAAGAAGCGAGGAGGAAAGAUGUUUGGCUCCCUGGAGAGAGGCCUGGACAAGGUGAUCACCAUGCUCACCCCGAGUAAAAGACGAGCCCUGCGGGACGCCCCACGCAAGAUUAAGGCUCAGUAUAACGUGACCCUGACCUGUCAGACCGAUCCAGAUCAGGUCCUAAACCAGAUCCUCUCCGUCCUGCCGGAGAAAAACGUCGACUUCACACAGAAAGGGUACACCCUGAAGUGUCAGACAUGGGGCGACUUGGGGAAGGUGACCAUGGCCUUUGAGCUGGAGGUGUGCCUGCUGCAGAGGCCAGAGGUGGUUGGAGUUCGACGCCAGAGGCUGAAGGGAGAUGCUUGGGUUUACAAACAUCUGGUGGAGGACAUCCUCUCAACCUCCAGCAUCUGA